GUGCCCUGCGCUCGCCCCGGGCCCGGCAUGGCGCGGCCGCCCGUGCCCAGCUCGCAGAAGGCGCUGCUGCUGGAGCUCAAGGGGCUGCAGGAGGAGCCCGUGGAGGGCUUCCGCGUGGCGCUGGUGGACGAGGGGGACCUGUACACCUGGGAGGUGGCCAUCUUCGGGCCCCCCGGCACCGACUACGAGGGCGGCUACUUCAAGGCUCGUCUCCGGUUCCCCAUCGACUACCCCUAUUCUCCCCCUGCGUUUAGGUUCUUAACCAAAAUGUGGCACCCCAACAUCUACGAGACCGGUGACGUCUGCAUCUCCAUCCUGCACCCGCCUGUGGAUGACCCGCAGAGCGGGGAGCUGCCAUCGGAGCGGUGGAACCCGACGCAGAACGUGCGGACCAUUCUUCUCAGCGUGAUCUCGCUGCUGAACGAGCCCAACACCUUUUCUCCUGCCAACGUGGACGCCUCUGUGAUGUACCGCAAGUGGAAGGAGAGCAAAGGGAAGGACCGGGAGUACACGGACAUCAUCAGGAAGCAAGUCUUGGGAACAAAGGUGGAUGCUGAGCGGGAUGGCGUGAAGGUGCCCACCACGCUGGCAGAGUACUGCGUGAAGACCAAGACUCCGGCCCCGGAUGAGGGCUCAGACCUGUUCUACGAUGACUAUUACGAGGACGACGAGAUGGAGGAAGAAGCAGACAGCUGCUACGGUGACGACGAUGACUCUGGCAAUGAGGAAUCUUGAUGGCCCCCUGGCGUUGCACAGCAUACUAAAAACUACUGAAUUUUACCUCAACUAGGACAAACUGGCUUGAAUUUAGGAUCUGUCAGCCCUGAAAUUUAACUCUCUACCUCGCAGGGAGACUAUUCUGCUGUUGUAAAGGAAACCCCACCGCUGUUCUUGUAGAAGAAGCAAAAAAAAAAA
Molecule: messenger RNA, 915 nt
Organism: Oxyura jamaicensis (ruddy duck)
Lineage: Eukaryota; Metazoa; Chordata; Aves; Anseriformes; Anatidae
Gene: CDC34
Product: cell division cycle 34, ubiqiutin conjugating enzyme
Exons: 5
Coding region: 28-735 (235 amino acids)
Biological process (GO): protein polyubiquitination; ubiquitin-dependent protein catabolic process
Molecular function (GO): ubiquitin conjugating enzyme activity
Source: RefSeq, a predicted model, not a curated record